This is a messenger RNA of Phragmites australis (common reed), 2168 nucleotides long. RefSeq names its product acyl-CoA-binding domain-containing protein 4. The record is from RefSeq and is a predicted model, not a curated record. The transcript is spliced from 15 exons. Lineage: Eukaryota; Viridiplantae; Streptophyta; Magnoliopsida; Poales; Poaceae. The coding region runs from base 161 to 1768 and encodes 535 amino acids. Gene Ontology annotation, molecular function: protein binding.
AUUUACGUAUAGCUCCAAAUACGUUUUCACAUGGAGGUUACGUGGAGGCCACUCAUCGGACUCCGGCGCGCACGCACUCACUUGGAAACCCACGCCUCCUCACUCAGAUCCAAGUCAAUUCUCCCGCAUCGGAAUCGGCGAAGAUUCAGUCGAGGUGGGAAUGGGGGAGGGGAUGAACGGCGAGGCCGGCCUCGCAGCGGCGCCGUACGACCAGUGGGUGCUGCUCGGCCCCGCCGAGGGGUCCCCGCGCCCGUCCGCGCGUUACAAGCAUGCUGCGGAAGUGGUUCAAGAUAAACUCUAUGUGGUAGGAGGAAGUCGCAAUGGUCGUUCUCUAUCAGAUGUCCAGGUUUUUGAUUUUAGGACAUUCAUGUGGUCAGCAUUGAAUCCUACUAGAGACCCAAAUCAGCUGAAUCAUGAAAAUAAUGCCUCAGACCGAUCGUUCCCAGCAUUAGCAGCACACAGUUUGGUCAAGUGGAAAAAUAAUCUUGUGGUUGUAGCUGGGAACAUGAGAUCACCAUCAUCAUUAAACAAGGUUUCAGUUUGGCUUAUUGAUGUAGAAACGAAUAGCUGGUCUGCUCUUGAUACUUACGGAAAAGUCCCAAUAGCUCGAGGUGGUCAAUCUUUAUCCCUACUUGGUUCUCGAUUAAUAAUGUUUGGUGGAGAGGAUAACAAGCGAAGGCUACUGAACGACCUUCAUAUACUUGACUUGGAGACAAUGAUGUGGGAAGAAGUUAAAACAGAGAAAGACGGUCCGGCUCCUAGAUACGACCAUUCAGCUGCUGUUUAUGCUAAGCAGUAUCUUUUGAUCUUUGGUGGCUCCUCUCACUCUACAUGCUUCAAUGAUCUUUACCUGCUUGACUUGCAAACUCUGGAGUGGUCUCAACCUGACACCCAAGGUGCACAUAUAACUCCUAGAAGUGGUCAUGCUGGUACCAUGAUUGACGAAAACUGGUACAUUGUUGGUGGUGGAGAUAAUGCAAGUGGUUCCAUUGAUACAAUUGUAUUGAAUGCUUCCAAGUUUGUCUGGUCAGUGGUCACCAGUGUGUCAGCUCGAGAUCCACUAGCUUGCGAGGGUCUCACUCUUUGCUCAACCAUAGUUGAUGGCGAAAAAUUUCUAAUCGCUUUUGGAGGUUACAACGGGAAAUACAACAAUGAGAUCUUUAUUCUGAAACUCCAGCCAAGAAAUCUUGUGCAACCUCGUCUUCUCCAAUCACCAGCCGCAGCCGCAGCCGCCGCCUCUGUGACAGCUGCCUAUGCUGUAAUUACUGCUACAGAUGAGAAAACCAGAGAUAUUGUUUCUACAGAUGAUUUAGACGUCAAUAAAGCUCAACCUGCAAGUUCUUCCAAAAAGUUUGUUACUGAAAUCAAGGAACUGGAUGGAGAGAAAGGUAAACUAGAAUCCAAACUGGCAGAAGUUCGUGAUGAAAACUCAAAACUAAAGGAUAAACUAGAUAUGUCAAACUUGUCAUUCGGUGAAUUAGCAAAGGAACUUAAAUCAGUUCAAAAUCAACUAGCAGCAGAGGGUUCAAGAUGCCAGAAACUGGAGUCCCAAAUUGCUGCUGCACGUAAAAGAUUGGAAUCUACUGGUUCAUUGGAGAAUGAGCUAGAAGUAUUGCGGCAACAAAUAUCUCAGGCGGAGCAAACCAUGACAACUUCUCAGAGACAGAAAUCUGGGGGUGUCUGGAAGUGGGUGGCAGGAAGUGCGGAGGUUUCUGAUGAUGAAUACAUUCUUCAUCAGGUUGACAAGCAGCUUCCGAACAGGAAAUGAAACCGGGGGAUCUGCUACAGUUUUGAGACAGUUUGUCUGUUGCAAGUUUCUGGGUGCUUCUUCAAGAUCUUGCUCGUGGUUGAUCUUGAAAAAAUGUCUCCCAAAAUAAUAUUUUGGAUCUCCUUAAGUGGUGGCAUCUGGUAGAAAUUUUCCGUAGGCAGGCUUAGACAUUCAACAAUAAGAGCAUACAAGUAUACCAAAGAUCAUAUUGCAUUGGAAUAUUGGAUAUAUAGCGCUGGUUAUUAGCCCCUGUUUUGUUUACAACAUCUUAUACCUGUUUCUUUGUUGACGGGUAUUACAAGUUAAAGCAAUACGAAAGUGUGCAUUGGUUGUGACGACUGGGAGAAAUACAUUGUUUAUACCAUAAAUUUACAAAUAUAGUUCUGAUGUAUUGUACUCA